This is a messenger RNA of Manduca sexta (tobacco hornworm), 2873 nucleotides long. Its product is annotated as neuronal PAS domain-containing protein 4. The record is from RefSeq and is a predicted model, not a curated record. The coding region runs from base 393 to 2021 and encodes 542 amino acids. The transcript is spliced from 11 exons. Gene Ontology annotation, biological process: regulation of transcription by RNA polymerase II. Gene Ontology annotation, molecular function: DNA-binding transcription factor activity, RNA polymerase II-specific; protein dimerization activity; RNA polymerase II transcription regulatory region sequence-specific DNA binding. NCBI's taxonomy places the organism in Eukaryota, Metazoa, Arthropoda, Insecta, Lepidoptera, Sphingidae.
UCCCGGUGCGCUGGCGCACGGAAGUAUCAAGCUUCAGGAUCGAGCCUUAAUCUCAUUCUAAUAAAAAGCUCACGCAUAAAUUGACGCGCUGUUAUUAGUAUUGAAAUUUUAUUAGUUUUUUUUUCGUGAUGUUUUGAGGAAACUCGCUGUGAGGUUGUACCUUUGUUGAUUAUGUCGGACACGUGCUGUUUAUGGUUAUUUUUAUUGUUGCAUUAUGACAUUAAUACUGUGAAGUUUUGUGUGAAGGGUUGUUUUCUUUAUUGAGAUAUCAUUAGGACUUGGACGUUCGUGUUGUGUGGUCGUGUUUUACUUACGUAUUAUUGACAAUGGAUUGAUUUGAUCGUGUGUUUAGUGAUCGAUUUAUUUUUGAAUUAUUUCAUUCUUCAAUCAAAAUGUUCUUAAGAUUCGAACCAACAAAGUCUACAAAAGGCGCAAGUAAGAUGCGCAGAGAUCUGAUCAAUGCAGAGAUCUCUAACCUCCGCGACCUGCUGCCGCUCCCUCCUUCCACCAGGCAGAGGCUCUCGCAGCUCCAACUCAUGGCACUCGUCUGCGUAUAUGUGAGGAAAAUGAACUAUUUCCAACAGGUGUUUAAAAGUCACGAUUUUAGCUAUCAGUAUCAAGAACAAGCGACACCCACACCUAAUAUCGGAUUUUCAAAGGCGAUAAACGGAUUUAUGAUGAUGAUGACACAGAAUGGUAAACUAUUGUACAUAUCGGAAAACGCUGCUGAGUAUUUGGGACAUUCAAUGGAAGAUUUGUUAAUCCACGGCGACAGUGUAUACGAUAUAAUAGAUAGACAAGACCAUCAAACAGUUCAAAUGGAGCUUAACAGGGGUGGAAACGGAGAGACUGAAAAUGUACCAAAGAAUAGACAUUUUUUCUGCAGAAUGAACGUGUCAAGAAAUGCACGCAGACAAAUGAGGUUCGGCGAUCAAAAAGUGGUGUUGGUGCGUGGUCACUACGUCUCAUACCUGCCGCUAUGCAGCCGCAACGAGCCGGUGUUCCUGGCGCUGUGCACGCCGCUCGCCAUGCCCGAGACGCGCGAGUGCGUCGUGCACGGCGCUACCAACGUUUUCACCACCGUACACGCCAUGGACAUGAAGAUACUGCACAUUGAUGCAAAUGGCGAAUGGUAUUUGGGUUGGAAGAAAUCAGAAUUAACAGAUGUAUCAUGGUAUCAGUUAAUGCAUUGGGAUAGUUUACGAGAAGCACAAAACAAACAUAGAUUAAUAACGCAAUCGGAGCAGGACAAAUGUUGUAUACUAUUAGUGAAAUUGCAGCAACGCAGCGGUCAAUUUCUAUGGGUACACGUCGUGCUACAAGUGAAGGAUGCGGCUGACACGCCGAGACAGUUUAUCGUCGCCACAAACCAAAUAUUAAGUGAAGAAGAAGCAUCAAUAAUGCUCGCAAAUUCCUGGCUUUACCAAUACUACGGGUACCAGAACCAACCUUGUGGCAUGUUAGACCCGCGGUGUCAGAAGUUCUUCAGACGAGACCAGUGCUACCCCGACUACCAAGAGUACCCGUACAUCGAGAACCAGGAGGUAGAGUACCCGGGGUACCACGUGUCGUCGUAUGUUCACAAAGUGGAUGAAUAUGGAUGUGAGAGAGUAUAUACGGAUAGAGGACCUGUUGAUUACUCCACGCAUUCACCUCAGUCGACUAUUAGUGAAGAAAGAUCUCCACAUCAUUACGAUCCAUCUCCGGAUAUAAUAGUGAACAGCAACAUGUAUAUGUACCCUCAGCAUGGGAAGAGGGAGUACUACGAACAGUAUCCUAGAACUAAUUACCAUAUGCCGGAACCGUGCACUAGUACUGUUGUCGAUGGUAUGGAGUACCCAAGCCCUAAACGCAUGAGGAUAGCUCCACCACCCCUCACCCUGGAGGAUGAUGGCAUGGAUCGGUGGAAUCCCAGCCCACCAUGGUCAGACACCACCCUCAAACUCCCAGACUAUGGCCAAAGGUUCACGUACAACCACAUAGUACCCAUGCCGCCGGGAGAACGAGCUAUGGUCACCUAAUUACGUACAAAUUUUUAAGUUUAGUACGGCUAUAGCCGAAUCACAAAUUAAUGUAAGGGAAUUAAAUCCGUCCAAAUUAGUUUUAAGAUUCAGUCCCGAUUAUUGGGGAUUUCUUUCUAUAUUGUGUAUGGAAAAACAAUAUGAUUUAAUGGCAACCGUCUAGAGGAGCUGACGCAUUUUAUGUAUACUUAAAGGUAUCGUAAUAUAUUUAUACGGCCGUGUAAAAAAACAGUGGAUAUUUUUGUAAUUAUUUGUUUGUCAUAUAAAAAAAAUUUAAAGGCAAAAUGUGCAUGACGCACUAUCGAGUGCUUUAACUACAAAAAAUGUUACAGAUAUAAACUAUAUUUUAUAUAAAAAAAACCGUUAAUAUUGUUAUUCUUACCUUUCACUAUGAAUCACAACUUUAAAAAAUUAUUCCGUUACUAAAAUAACAAAACAUGAUACUACCGAAUUAUGUUUAAGAUUUUUUCUUCCUAUUUAAAUGCAUUUAUUUAUUUCGCUAUUAGUUCCCGUUUAUAACAGUGUUAUAAGUAAGAAAAUUAACAGUAUUUUAUUUUUUAAGUUUUAUAUUAAGUUUACAUUUAUUCAAAAAUAUUUUACAAUCGAUUUCGAAAAUGGACUCUAAUAUUAUGUUUUAAGUAUCCACUAUAUUGUUGUGUAUAUAAAUUUGUUAAGUUAGCAAAAAUAAGAACUGUACCGUCCAAAUAAUUGUGCAUUCCAAAGGAACAAGCAGUUUAUAAUACACUUCUGUAAAUAUUUACUUUAAGAAUAUCUUAGUGGCAUUGAUGUACAUAAUAAUUAUAUACUUUAAGUUAUGUAAAAACAAAUUUAAAAAUCAAUGAAAUAAAUAAA